AUGAUGCACCCUGAGAUUCUAGAAUCCCCAUCAUGCUCAUCAUCAUUCUACCAAGCCAAUACCUCAACCAUUGAUCUUCAAUUUGAGCACCAUGGCUUCUUAGUGGAUCCUUCUGAAUUCAAUUCCCUUUUCAACACUCUAGAGGACACUUCCUCUGAAGCUUCCUCACUUUCUUUACCUUCCAUCAUGUUCACCAAUGACAAUUUUGUCCAUUACCCAAUUGAGAAAGACAUUUUUCAACUUCCAACAUUGAUGGAUGAGUAUGACUAUGAUUUGUCAAUGGAUUUUGAUGAAUUUGAUCAUAUGCUAAGGGAUGAUCAUCAUAAAAGUGAGGUAGAAGAUACUACUAUUACUUGGAGUCCUACCUCAUCUUUGAACUCAGAUUUGUCAUCAAACCAAAAACCACUUACCUUGCCUCAUCAAGGCAUGGAAAUUGAAAACCAAGUGAGUCUUCCACACAUGUUGGAGGCUCUCGGAGAAGCCAUAUUUCAAGGGGAGAAGCCACUAGCAAAAGUGAUCAUGAGAUGCAUCAUGCAGAAAGUUAGUCCAAUUUCUGAACCCCUUGAACGCCUUGCAUUCUAUUUGUGCCAAGACAUGAUGAAAACAAGCCAAGGGGAUUGUUGUUACCUCACACAAGAGGCUUCCAAGAACUUUGAGGCAACUUUUAAGGCUUUCUACCAAGGCCUCCCACAUGGGAAAUUUGCUCACUUUGUGGCUAAUUUGGCCAUUAUUGAAGCCUUGCCACAUGAUUGUGAAGUCAUACACAUAGUGGAUUUUGACAUGGGAGAAGGGUCUCAAUGGCCUCCGUUGAUUGAGGCCAUUGCAACCCUUCACAAGACAUUGAAGUUGACAUCAAUAAAAUGGGGAGAGGAGAGUUCUGAGGGUGUUUGUGUUUCUUCUCCAUGGAGGUUUGAGGGAAUUAGAAGGGAUCUCUAUGAGCAUGCUAGAUCUUGUGGGGUGAAGUUGGUGGUGGAGGGGAAGGGAAUAGAGGAAGUGGUUAGUGAGCUUAAGAAAAUGAACAAAAGGGGUGGAAGGAGAGAAUUUUUGGCCUUCAAUUGCAUGGUGGAUCUUCCACACAUGGGGAGAGGGAGGAGUAGAAAGCAUGUCAUGGAGUUUCUAGAUUUGAUCAAGAGUUGUGGUUGCAAGGGAGUUGUCACUUUUGGGGAUGGGAGAGUUUGUGAGGAAUUGGAAAAUGAUGACUUGGAAUUCAGGUCAUUCUUUGAGAGGCAUUUGGUGCAUUACAAGGCAUUGUUAGAGUCAGUUGAAUCACAUUUCCCAAAUCAAUUCUUAGAUGCAAGAACUGCCAUGGAGUGCCUAUUUGUGGCACCUUAUGUCUCUUCUCUUGCUUGGUUGCAAAAGUGGGAGGAGAUCAUAGAGGAUUCCUAUUUUAAGACAGAGAUUGGCUUAGAAGGUUGUGGAUUGAGCAAUGCAAUUUUAAUGGAAGUCAAAGAGAUGUUAAAUGGAUGUGAAGAAGGGUUAUUAUAUCAGGCUAGGAUUGAAGGAAAGAAUUGUGACAAUCAAUUGAUUUUGGAAUGGAAAGGAAUCCAGCUAGUAAGAGUUUCAAUUUGGAGAAAUUAA
Molecule: messenger RNA, 1578 nt
Organism: Cajanus cajan (pigeon pea)
Lineage: Eukaryota; Viridiplantae; Streptophyta; Magnoliopsida; Fabales; Fabaceae
Product: protein NODULATION SIGNALING PATHWAY 2
Source: RefSeq, a predicted model, not a curated record